Molecule: messenger RNA, 3226 nt
Organism: Solea solea (common sole)
Lineage: Eukaryota; Metazoa; Chordata; Actinopteri; Pleuronectiformes; Soleidae
Gene: icmt
Product: isoprenylcysteine carboxyl methyltransferase
Exons: 5
Coding region: 18-893 (291 amino acids)
Biological process (GO): C-terminal protein methylation
Cellular component (GO): membrane; endoplasmic reticulum
Molecular function (GO): protein C-terminal S-isoprenylcysteine carboxyl O-methyltransferase activity
Source: RefSeq, a predicted model, not a curated record
GGUACAGGAUUUCCAACAUGGCAGGCACUAAGUUGCUGCUAGAAGGAAGAGUGAGUGUCAAAUGCUUUCUUUUAGGACUCAGUGUGGUUUUGAUCCCGCUGAUAAGAACCAGCUUUGGGCACCUGGACUGGGUCUUCGAUUAUCUGACGGAAACUCCGGGGAAAAUAGCGAUUUGCAUGCACAUAGCAGUUGUCAACGGCCUCCUGCUAAUCACAUACAGAGCACCUCUGUACAAGAUUGCUGUCAGGGCCUGUUUUCUGGGAUUCACGUUUGGCUGUGGCCUAAUUAUCAGCUUCUCUGAAACCACGUGGACAUAUUUUGGCUGGUACAUGUGCUCGCUGUCGUUCUUCCAUUACUCUGAGUAUCUGGUCACCGCAGUCAUCAACCCUCGCAGUCUGUCGCUGGACUCCUUCCUUCUCAACCACAGUAUGGAGUACACACUGGCUGCUGUGUCAUCAUGGGUGGAGUUUACUGUGGAGAAGCUGACAGUUCCAGAGCUGAAGCAGCUGCACUGGCUGAGCUACCUGGGUUUGUUCAUGGUGCUGUGCGGUGAGGGCCUGCGCAAGGCGGCCAUGUUAACUGCCGGCUCCAACUUCAACCACAUCGUGCAGAAUGAGAAGGCCCGGAGCCACGUGCUGGUCACUGACGGUGUCUACGCGUACUUCAGACAUCCCUCCUACGUGGGCUGGUUCUACUGGAGCAUAGGAACACAGAUCCUGCUGUGUAACCCAGUGUGUACGCUGGGCUACACGAUAGCCAGCUGGCGGUUCUUCCGAGAGCGGAUCGAGGAGGAGGAGGUCUCCCUCAUCAAUUUCUUUGCUGAGGACUAUGUGCAGUACAAAAAGAAGGUUUCCACUGGGCUUCCCUUCAUCUCAGGCAUCCGCGUCAACUAGCACACCGAGAGCUGGAUGCCCGAUGUAACAGACUUCCUGAAGUACAACAGGUCAGACCUGGUGGUUGUGCGGUGUCUGCCGUGACCACUGCCCUCCAGAGGGGAAACCCUGCAGCUGGCUGAGAGCCUGUAGCUCACAGAAAAGACCGUGACCGUUGGGUGCGAGGCGGGCAGCUGGGCUGCUGUUUUUUUCUACCAACCUCCAAAAUCCCGUUAAAGACCAGAGAACCUCCACUGUACUAGAUGUAUUCCAGUUACACUCACUGUAUCCGUUAAAUUUGUGUUUAUGUUUGCAUGCUUUACGCACAUGCAUAGUGUCCUCAUUGUUGUGCUCAAAGUUGAUUUGUCCACUGGGCUAUUAGGAGACGUUUAAAAGGAAAAGGAUUGAGAAUCACAAGACGUAUUGAUCCAGAGUUAUUUUCUUUAGGCUCAUCUAUAUCUUUCAACAACUAUCUGGAGUUGGGUCAAAGUGCACUAUCCCUAAACCUUUUGUAUAUUUCUGCUCAACAAAAGUGGAUUGUUCACCACCUCGUAAACACGUUUGAUAGUAGGAGUUAUUUAUCACAGGUGGUUUCUUUAGUCUUUAAAUCGACCAUAGUACCUUCUACUGUAUACCAAAGUUUUACUUGGGUACAUUUGCUCAACACGGCGUCUGUAUGCUGCAGUUUUCUGAGUGCACAUUGAGACGUUCAUGUGUAGAAGAAAAGGGUUUGUAGAAAGUCCUAACACAGUUCUAUUUCCACAUCGACCCUCCUUCGUUUACACACACACAUAGUCCAGUGGUCAUAAAUCCUGUCUGUGUAGAAGCUGAUGUUUUGGGUGUGAUGGCGUUCAUUAUCCAGGCUUUGUCAUUUAUGUAUCUUUAUCGCAAUAUACUCAAACACAUGUCACAUCACAGGAACAUAGGAAACAUCAACGCAUUAUGCUACAUUUUUUUUUGCUGCUUCAUUUAAAAAGAAAUACUGCACUUCUCUGUCAUGACUAUUCAAUUACAUGUGUCUGUCUGAUCAUUUUAGUCAUAUAUAACUCCACUUAAGUGUUUCUGAAAUACUUAAUCACGUAAUUGGUUGAGCUCUUCGUGUCAGGUUUGCCAUCAGUUAACAGUAUCUUCCAACACUUAGAGCAGAACUUAAAAAAAGUAAAAUGAUGGUUUACACACUGAUCAUUAGUGUUCAUUUCUAUGCAGAUGAGACUAAAGGUUUUGAAGUUAUCUUUUGACAAUUCCUGUGGAUUUUCAUAUCACAGUGUAUAUUACAGAAUACUUUAUAUCAAAAUGUCUGUUUGUUUUGUUUUUCUCGACUGUAAUCCAGGCUCCCUGUGCCACAUGUGUUACGUCAGCUGCCCACUUCCUCACCGUACGAUAAGAAGGCUCACCCUCCUCCUGGUGUCGCCACCUUACUCUCGUCCUCAUGGGCCUUUAGGUGACAUCCACACUUCUCUGUUUUUGUUUAAGAACCUCUGUUUAAGAACCUGGCAUCUCUCACUACAGCACUAAAAUUGGAGAAGGUUAAAAAUACUGCAGGCUUAGUUUGGUUUCAAAAACACUGAUGCUGUUUAGUCUGGGUGGUCAUGAACGGAGGCUUUUGGAUAAAAUGAUGAAGUUACUUGUAUUGAAUGGUUCUUAUUGGCCAUGACUAGACUUACAGCUGAGAACGAAAAGCUCAGUUAACACUUUUACUUUGUUGUUGUCUCAACAAAAGAUCAAUUUUCACCUUUGCUUCUCAUAAGUUGUACUUUCUGACACAAAGCAAACAACUACUGAGGGGAGAAUCAGCUUCUAGUCCAUCUAAAGGGUGAUAAACACUUCUAGGUAUUUUAAUAUGGAUGCAGAUUAUUGAGCUGACGAUGCAUUGGUGGAUACCAUCACUUCACUGUCUGUGUUAAAGUGUAGAGUCUGCUCACUGCUGCUAAUCAUAACACUCAGGACUAACUCGACACCAGAAGGCACGAGAAAUAUUCAACCUGUUCAUCAUAAUGCAAGUCUUACUUUGACCAGUGGCACAAUCUGCUGAAAGCUGUAUUUGUGUAAAGCAGUCAGAGAGGCUCAGUGAGUGAGUGAGUGUGUGAAUGAGUGUGGGAGUGUGACACCUGUAGCAAACAUGAACCUGCUCUGUGGGGGAUUAGAUAAUGUUUAAACGACUCUAUGGGACAAUGAGUCGACCGACGCAGCAUGUCACCUGAGUUCACUUCUGAAAUCUGUUGCACUUUCAUCGUGUGUGGAGUACUAUUUAUUUAUCAUAGUCCUGCAUUAAACGGUUUGUUACUCUGACAGAAAACUGUACAGAUUUUCUCAACAUCACUUGUGUGAAUUAAAAACAAGGCAGUUAUUAUUAA